UCUUGAGACAUGUAGGAUGAAGUGGCUACUUCUUCAUACGUUGGUCCUUUUUCUGAUACGGUCUACACAUGCAUACAAUAAUGGAUGUGGUGAUAUCUGUGGCCGCCGUCCUUUGGCCUCCAGUCACAGUAGCAACCUGCGGAUUGUGGGUGGCAUCGAUACACUCCCAGGAACAUGGCCUUGGAUUGUCAGCAUCCAGAUACCUACCAUGACUGGCUUCAGGCACACCUGUGGGGGGUCCCUCAUCAGCUCUCGCUGGGUCAUCACAGCAGCCCACUGCUUCCUCAAUAAAAGAUACCUAGAACACUGGAAGCUGGUCUUUGGUGCCGCUCAGCUUUCUCGGCCUGGCCCGGAUGUCCAGGAACGCACCAUCAAGAACCUGGUGGAGCACCAGCAAUACAGACGCAGCACCCACUUCAACGACGUGGCCUUGAUGGAGCUGAGCCACCCAGUCAACUGUAGCGAUUACAUCCAACCUGCCUGCCUGCCAGACAUGGAGGUGGAGAUUUCAUCGCUGACUCGCUGCUAUAUCAGCGGCUGGGGAGUGACCAACGUUUCAAAGCCAGAUGUGACUUCGGACAUCCUGCAAGAGGCCAGAGUAAACCUCAUCCCCAUAACCACGUGCAACAGCACUGCCUGGUACGACAAGAAAAUCCAUUACAACAACCUCUGUGCUGGACACGAGGAGGGAGGCAUUGACACUUGCCAGGGUGACAGUGGAGGUCCUCUUAUGUGUCGGGAGCAAAGAUCCGAGCGCUUCUGGCUUGUAGGUGUCACCAGCUGGGGGGCCGGCUGUGCCAGGGUCAUGAGGCCGGGCAUCUAUUCCUCCACGCAACAUUUCCUGAACUGGAUCAAAGACGUGACCAAGGAGAACUUUUUCAAGACUCCUCGCCCACCCAAAUUAAGACCCCCGGUCAUCCCCACGGUAAAGCCGCUUGAUCAGCUGUGGCAACAAACCCCCACCAUGAAUGCAAACCAGCAGCUUGAGAGCUGGGUUCAACCCACGCGGAAGCCUCCGAGGCUGCCUUCUGCAAAUGAAAUCCAAGAGUUUGAGAACUGGGCUGCAGCUCAGACAAGGCCUAGUACACAACCCACCACACCGUUCACAGUCCCCUGGCCUCAGCCACCAGUGCCAACACUACCUCUACCACCCCCACCCCCACCUCCUGUUCAGACCCCCUCCCCAUGGGGUUCACAGAAUGUGCAGAACUGGAACCAAGGCUGGGCUCCAGUUUACCGCCCUCCGCCCAGAACCAGACCCACUGCGGUGCCUUGGCCAGGAUACAUCGCACAGCAGCCCCAGACGUGGGGCAGUGUGGCUGUGACCAGGACAAGACCUCAACUUCCUUAUUAUGGAGGAUACUACCCAACCUGGAACAUGGCCAGGCCUCCCCUUCGGACCACUGCCCCUUCAGCGUGGAAUGUCCAGAAAUGGUCUCGUCCAACUACACCCAAGAGUUACCUCUGGUACUCAAGAUGGAGCAGAUCCCCUAAGUAGCCACAGUGUUCCACCCCAUAACCAGGCAGUGAUGUUCUGCCUUUCCCUGCCCAUCCGUCAAGCAAACUUCAAGGGCAUACAGUUUUGGGGUCUGUCCCCUCCCUUCCUCCUUCUCCAGGUCCCAAACUGUACCUUUUAACAGAUGGAUGUAAAUAGAGUCAGGGAUGAGACACAACAGAUGCUGGAGGUGUGCAGUAGUAAGUCACCCGCUGUUGCAGGGGUCAGCUGUGAUGCUUGGUCCCAAGGCCUUGGUAUUUUGUAGGACUCACGGUGUGUGUGUGUGUGUGUGUGUGUGUCUCUCUCUCUCUCUCUCUGUGUGUGUGUGUGUGUGUGUGUGCGCGCCUAUCUGGAUAAGGAGACACCUGGAUCAUUCAGCAGCUUGAUUCAUGCCUACCAACUAUUUCAAAGAGAAGACUGGAAGUUGCACUCUUCCUGGGGCUGCUCUUCUGUUGAGCAACAUUUGUAAUUCUAUAUUAGCAAUAAAGUAGUAUCUCUUCUAAUGACUUGCAUGGCUUAUUCCACUGCACAAUGCUCUUCAAUUAUCAUAUCCUUUAAUAUGUUGGCAUCCUAUCUUUCUGGGCUAAAAUGGAAGCAGGGUAUUCCAAUAAACGUAGUCUUGCAAAAAAAAAAAAAAAUUCAGCCUAGAAAAAGGUGAAGUCAAGCAGCAGCAGUUAGAGCCUCAGAGUUGGUGAAAUGAGGAACUAUCUAGCUUUUGGCACAAGAUGAUAGCAAUAGCAACAGCACUUAGACUUAUAUACCGCUUCACAGUGCUUUACAGCCCUCUCUGAGCAGUUUACAGAGUCAG
Molecule: messenger RNA, 2303 nt
Organism: Crotalus tigris (Tiger rattlesnake)
Lineage: Eukaryota; Metazoa; Chordata; Lepidosauria; Squamata; Viperidae
Product: acrosin-like
Exons: 5
Coding region: 17-1498 (493 amino acids)
Biological process (GO): proteolysis; acrosome reaction
Molecular function (GO): serine-type endopeptidase activity
Source: RefSeq, a predicted model, not a curated record